AAGCGCGCGCAGCUUCCUUGGGACCGCGGAGAUAUUCAGCCUCAAGCACCGAAAUCUAGUACACCACCCAGUCUCUCCGGAAAUGCUUAUUUUCGACCCGUCUGUUUCGCAUGCGACAAAAGGUCAACCGAGGCUUCUCCGAGGCCUUUGGCGUUGCCCGAAAGGACGAUGAUCACAACUUUGUCCUCGGCUGGCUGUUCGCAAUGGUCGCAUGCACAGUCUACACGAGAGAUUGGUCUCACAGAACUUCGCCCCGUAAGCACUACAAAGUUCCAAUAAUUUGCACGAUGUUGGCGACUACAGCAUUUCAAGAUGUGUCAAAGAUUGUGCAGGUCAAGCAUCUCCACAGAGAGAUAAUUUGUUCAUGUGUUGACAUCUCCGCUGGAAAGAUGCCGGAUCCACAUGGGAAAGCCGAGCCCCCACACCAAAUCCAGCCUACCCGGUCCGGCCAGGAACAUUUCUUAGUGGCAUCAAGGCCCGCUUACUCCCUUGCCACACAUAUCGUGCGCUAUCCCCAAUACGAACGUCAAAGAUAAGGUCGCAUGCGAGUGUGUAAAGUAAUUCGAGAUGAUCAGAGCCUGGCGUUCGAUGAGAGCUAGGAUGAUGACGGAAUGCAUGAUUCGAGGAUUUCCCCACAGAUCGAGGUAGAGUUUCCGCGGUAUUACCAUUUAGCGACUGACGUUGACUACAACGUUGACUGGUCCCACUAGCUGAUUGAAGGGUGCCACUACAUUCUUAGAACACGUUGGGUUUGACUCAGUAUCUGCGA
This is a messenger RNA of Alternaria alternata, 769 nucleotides long. RefSeq lists its product as hypothetical. NCBI's taxonomy places the organism in Eukaryota, Fungi, Ascomycota, Dothideomycetes, Pleosporales, Pleosporaceae. The coding region runs from base 111 to 536 and encodes 141 amino acids. The record is from RefSeq and is a predicted model, not a curated record. The transcript has a single exon.